This is a messenger RNA of Varanus komodoensis (Komodo dragon), 5262 nucleotides long. It is a transcript of the gene ACAN, whose product is annotated as aggrecan. Gene Ontology annotation, biological process: cell adhesion. The record is from RefSeq and is a predicted model, not a curated record. Lineage: Eukaryota; Metazoa; Chordata; Lepidosauria; Squamata; Varanidae. Bases 1 to 5262 code for a protein of 1753 amino acids. The transcript has 18 exons. Gene Ontology annotation, molecular function: hyaluronic acid binding; calcium ion binding.
AUGACCACUUUACUACUAGUAUUUGUGUGUUUGCGAGUCAUCACUGCAGCCCUCUCUGUGGAAGUUCUAGAUCAUGGUGCCACAUUGAGUGUGAGCAUACCUUUGCGUUCCACCCUGCGUGUGCCCCUGGGGAAAACUCUGACCAUCCCCUGCUACUACAUUGACACAUUGGAGCAUGUUACCACAUCUCCAUCCACUGCUCCUCUGUCCCCAAGGAUCAAAUGGAGCAAACUGUCAGAUGGCGAAGAAAUUGCCUUGCUAGUGGCCAUGGAUGGGCAUGUGAGAAUCAACACUGCCUACAAAGAGGUGGUCUCUCUGCCCAAUUACCCUGCCAUACCUACUGAUGCCACCCUGGAAAUCAAGGCGCUUCGGUCCAAUGAUACUGGGAUCUACCGCUGUGAGGUGAUCCAUGGCAUUGAAGACAGCCAGGACACAGUAGAAGUGAAAGUGAAAGGCAUCGUGUUCCAUUACAGAGCUAUCUCCACCCGCUAUACCUUGAACUUUGAGAAGGCCAAGCAGGCAUGCAUCCAGAACAGUGCUGUCAUUGCAACCCCUGAGCAGUUGCAGGCUGCCUAUGAUGAUGGAUUUGACCAGUGUGAUGCUGGAUGGUUGGCUGAUCAGACUGUCAGGUACCCAAUGCAUCAUCCUCGAGAAGGUUGUUAUGGUGACAAGGAUGAAUUGCCCGGAGUGAGAACAUAUGGUAUUCGGGAACCGGAUGAGACAUAUGAUGUGUACUGUUAUGCAGAUGAAAUGGAAGGUAAAGUUUUCUACGCCACCUCCCCAGAGAAGUUCACUUUCUUGGAAGCUGCAGAGAAAUGUCGUAGCCUUGGUGCUCGUUUGGCAACAACAGGAGAGCUGUAUUUGGCCUGGAAAGAUGGCAUGGACGUCUGCAGUGCUGGCUGGCUGGCAGACCGCAGCGUUCGCUACCCUAUCACCAAGGCACGGCCCACUUGUGGUGGCAACCUGGUGGGGGUUCGCACAGUGUACCUCUACACCAAUCAGACAGGGUAUCCUUACCCCCAUUCCCGCUAUGAUGCCAUCUGCUACACUGGUGGGGACUUUGGCAAGAUUGUCCAUGAGAACUUCACAGAGGAUACAGUUGAUGAGUUGGGCAGUGGCUUCACCAUCCAGACUGUCACUGAGACAGAUGUCGAAUUGGAGCUUCCACGCAAUGUCACUGAGGAGGAAGCCCGGGGAAGCAUUGCGACAUUGGAACCAAUUGGCUUUACAGUCACCACCUCUGAGGUGGAUGAAGGCUUCACUGCAGCUCCAGAUCUCAUUGCUGUUGGCUUCACUGAUGAGACAGAGAAUCGGACUGAGGAGGCCAUUGAGGAGGGUCUAGAAAACAUCACCGUCUCAGUCCUGGAUGCUCUUCUCACCACUGAAACCCCAGAGGUGAGCUCAGUGGAAGACAGCCUGUGGACCAUAGUGACAUCAGAACCAGAGUCUGCCUCACCUUUUACCGUUGAAGACCAGAUUGUCCCAGGCACAGCUGCUCCGGAUAUUGCUUUUAUCCCCAGGCAGCCCAAAGGUCGUCUGAGUCCCACAGGUGUUGUCUUUCAUUACCGACCAUCUACCAAUAGAUAUUCCCUGACUUUUGUCAAAGCUCAGCAAGCCUGCCUAGAUAAUAACGCUGUGAUCGCCACUCCUGAACAACUGCAGGCUGCCUACGAGGAAGGCUAUGAUCAGUGUGAUGCCGGCUGGCUGAGAGACCAGACGGUCAGGUACCCCAUUGUAGUUCCACGGAGCAAAUGUGAAGGAGACAAGGAUGAUCUCCCAGGGGUGCGAACCUAUGGGAUGCGGCCAGCAUCAGAGAUGUAUGAUGUAUACUGCUAUAUCGACAGACUGAAUGGCGAGGUCUUCUUUGCAACACAGCCAGAACAGUUCACCCUGCUAGAAGCCCGAGAAUACUGUGAGAGCCAGAAUGCCACUCUGGCUUCCACUGGACAACUCUAUGCUGCCUGGAGACUGGGCCUGGACGACUGCCGUGCUGGCUGGCUGGCUGAUGGCAGUAUCCGGUAUCCCAUAGUCAACCCACGCCCUGCAUGUGGGGGCGAGAAGCCUGGUGUGAGAACCAACUACUUGUACCCAAAUCAGACAGGAUUCCCUGACCCGCAAUCCAAGUACCAUGCCUUUUGUUUUAGAGCUCUACCAUCUUUAUAUGAGGACAUAGAAGAAGACCUCAUUGCAGCCCAGCUGGUCCCUGGGGUUGAGGAAGUCCCUUCUGGAGAAGAAACAACUGUAGAAAUGGAGUUUGCCACUGAUUCUGAAAAUCAGACUGAGUGGGGAACAGAAAUAUUUCCAACAAAUAUAUCCUUGUUAUCUGUGAGCCCAUCAGCUGUUCCUUUUCCAGUUGAUGUGAUACCUGAUGAAAGAAGUACAGAAGCUCCAAUCACAGAGACAUCUGCUUCUGGGUGGACAUCUGGAAUUCCAGAUAUAAGUGGAAUGAUUGUACCUAGCGGAGAACCCUCCGAAUUUGAAGAAAGUGGAUUUCCUUCUGGAGUCCCUGAUUUCAGUGGGGUCCUUUCUGGAGAGAGUGGGAUACCAUCAGGAGACAUAAGUGGCCUAUCUUCUGGCAUUAUUGAAGUCAGCAUCUUACCUUCUGGGGAUGAAGAAUUAUCAGGGAUUGGCUCAGGAGUCCAAGAGCGAGUGCCAGGACUUCAAGAAGGCAAAGGCAUUGAAGAAAUUAGUGGACUGCCUUCUGGAUUUAGUGGAGAAGGUUCUACUGUUCAACUUUUCAGUGGUUUACCAUCUGGAGAGUAUGAUUAUAGUGGUCUUGCAUCUGGAUUCCCUACUGUAUCUCUUGUGAAUGCCACUUUGGUGGAAGUUGUAACCACAGCAACAGAAAGGGAAAUCGAAGGAAAGGGAACAAUUGGUAUCAGUGGAGAUGGAGACUUAUCAGGUUUGCCCUCUGCUGACUGGGACAUUAGUGGGAUAGUGAGUGGGUUGCCCUCAGGAGUUGACACCAGUGGAAUAGCUGAUAUCAGUGGGAUUUCCUCAGGAUUUGAUACCAGUGGGGAGCUGUCUGGGGUACCUGAUAUCAGUGGAUUACCAUCAGGAUUUGACAUUAGUGGACAAUCAUCUGGUCUACCAGAUAUCAGUGGGUUAUCCUCAGGAAUUGACAUCAGUGGAGCACCUUCAGGAAUACCUGAUAUAAGUGGCUUUGUGGACCUAAGUGGCCAGACUUCAGCUACUGAUGAAAGUGGUGAAUCUUCAGGGGUCACUUUUAUAGAUACUAGUUUGUUUGAAGUGACAACACCUUUGGCUAAAGAAGAAGAAGGAAAAGGGCUUGUAGAAAUGAGUGGAUUGCCUUCAGGAGAUGAUUUAUCAGGAACAGUGUCUGGAACAAUAGAUGUGAGUGGACAAACUUCUGGACAAAUAGACAUCAGUGAGUGGACUUCAGGAGCUCAUGAAGUCAGUGGAUUUCCAAGUGGACUAACAGAACUGAGUGGAGAAAGUUCUGGUGUUGGUCUCACCAGUGGUUUGCCAUCUGGAAUGUAUGAUUAUAGUGGGCUCUCAUCUGGGUUUCCCACUGUCUCUCUUGUGGAUACAGCUUUGGUGGAAGUUGUAACACAGCCAUCUGUUGCCCAGGAACUAGGAGAGGGGACUUCUGGUGCAUUAGAAAUUAGUGGGUUUAUCUCAGGAGAGAGGGAGACUUCUGGAGAAACAUCUGGCAUGACAACAACUGGUGGAUUACCAUCAGGGAGCAUUGAUAUCAGUGGCACAUCAUCAGGUAUUCCGUAUUUCAGUGGUGAAAUUGCUGGUGUCACUGACUUAAGUGGAGAGUCCUCAACUGUAGCUGGUACUAGUGGUGAUUUUUCUGGAAUUCCGGAAAUCACCUUAGUCACUACUGAUUUAGCAGAAGCUGUGACCACCCCAGGGCUUUCACAGGAAUUGGCUGGUGGAGCAGAGGUGGCCCAUCCACACCUUCCUGAAUCAAGUGGGGAAGCCUCCACAACUAGUGGAGAGACUUCUGCAUAUCCAGAAAGUACCAUCAAAUCACCCGAAUACUAUGAUGUUAGUGGAAAAACAUUCCCAUUUCAUGAAACUGGUGUAGAAGCAUCUGCCAUUCAUGAAAUGAGUGGGGAAGCCUCGGCAUUGCCAGAAAGCCGCCUAGAAACAUCAACCCUUUAUGAAACAAGUACAGAAACUUUUACAUCACUCGAGGCACCUUCUGCCAGCGGAUUGCCUUCUGGAGCAUUUGAAGAAAGAAGCCAGAUCCAUGGGGACAGUUCAGGGCCACCCCCUCAACCAGUCCCAGAUGUCUCAGAGAAACCUGCCACUGAUCAUCCAGAGGCUGAGCUAACUGAGCCCUCUAAGCACCUGGAGGAAACCAGCAUUGAAACAAAUGCCUACACGUCUGUAAUACAAAGACUGGAAACAGAAGGUGUGUCUACUCCAGAAGUUCCACCAAUGCCAGCUAUUGCCACUGAUGUCACACCUAAAGUUCCACCAGAGGUGACUGAUGAGACAGAGACCAUAACACAAGACAUUGAUGAGUGCCACACCAGCCCCUGUCUGAAUGGAGCUACCUGCGUCGAUGGCAUCCACAUUUUCACAUGCUUAUGCCUUCCCAGCUACGGAGGGGACCUCUGUGAUAUUGAUCUGGCUGAAUGUGAAGCAGGCUGGACCAAGUUCCAAGGCAACUGUUAUAAGCAUUUUGAAGAGAAACACACAUGGGUGGAUGCAGAGAACCUGUGUCGAGAACAUCAGUCCCAUCUAAGCAGUAUCACCACGCCUGAAGAGCAGGAAUUUGUGAACAACAAUGCACAAGAUUAUCAGUGGAUUGGCCUUAGUGACAGAGCUGUUGAAGACGACUUCCGCUGGUCGGAUGGGCAGCCCCUUCAAUAUGAGAACUGGAGGCCCAACCAGCCUGAUAACUUCUUUGCCAAAGGAGAAGACUGUGUGGUCAUGAUCUGGCAUGAGAAAGGAGAGUGGAAUGACGUGCCCUGCAACUAUCACCUCCCGUUCACCUGCAAAAAAGGGACAGUGGCCUGCGGAGAGCCGCCCAUGGUGGAGAAUGCCAAGCACUUUGGCAAGAAGAAAGAACGCUACGAGAUCAAUGCCAUGGUGCGGUACCAAUGCAACCAGGGAUAUAUACAGCGCCAUGUGCCCACCAUCCGUUGUCAACCCAAUGGGCACUGGGAGGAGCCACGGAUAGCCUGUAUAGAUCCCUCCACCUACAAACACAGACUGCACAAGCGAAGCCCACGGACUCGAUCAAGGACCAAUGGAGGACUGGCACAGAGAACCACCCAUUAG